GGUGGAAAGGUUUGGAGGAUUGGUUGCCGUGGGAAUCCGCCGCUGUUACCAUCCAGUUCGCUCUGCCCUUGGCGUAAGGGGCUGAGCUCGAGUCGCAGGAAAGUAGAAGAUCCAGGAAGGUUCGGGCGAAGAAGGUGGAUUAAGAGAGCGAGGAAGAAGCCUCCACAAAGAGCUCACCUUGGAAUAAACCAGAGGAGGAGGGAGGCGGUGAAGGAAGGAGGGAAGGAAGGAAGGAAGGAAGGCAGGCAGGCAGUGGCCCGGGGCCGGCCCGCCCCGUGGGUUCGCGUCGGGCCAGGACCAUGCAUUCCGGGAGCAAGGUGAAGAGCGAGUACAUGAAGCGCUACAAAGAUCCCAAGUGGGACACGUGCGGCCCGUGCUACCGGGAGCUGCUGCACUAUCGCCUGAGUCGGCGGCUGCUGGAGCAGACGCAUAACCCCUGGUUAUGGGACGGCUGGGGGCCAGCCAGCAACUCGGACGACUCCUCUUCUUCAGUGGGUUGCGGGGCCUGCACGCCCCCGCGCCCCAGGCGAGCUUCGGUCUCUUCUCCACCUCCGACCCCACCCAGGUCCUCCAGAGAGGGAGCAGAGAAGGGGGCUGAGGUCUCUGAAGAUGAGGACGCUGCCAGCCUCCCGGAAACACCUGUGAAAGAUACACAAGAAAAAAGUAAACAGCAGAGGGAAGCAAAAGAACAACAGAGAGAAGUAAAAGAUAAACUAUUGGAUACCACUGAACAUCCUCACCAACGUGCCUUGCUUGCUAAAGGAGAUAAGAAACCAGCUAAAAGUCCUCAAAGACAAAGUAAAACAAAAGAAAUCAAACAUCCAUUUGCUCUUUAUGGCUGGGGAGAAAAACAGACAGACACUGGGAGUCAGAAAACACAUAAUGUAUGUGCUUCUGCUUCAGCACACCAGAUUCAUGAAUCAGCAUUACGAGCCAAGAAUAGAAGACAAGUGGAAAAAAGGAAACUGGUCAUUCAGAGGCAAAGAGCCUAUUCUGUAGAUGUGCAGAAACCCAGAAGGAUUAAGCCUUCCUCCGCAGAUAAUCCAUGGAUGACAGAGUACAUGAGGUGCUACUCAGCAAGAGCUUGAUGAAAGAAAGAUGUGCUUAAAUAACCUCAUUAAAAACAACAGGACAUUGGUUAAGGAAACCAAAUGAUAUGAUGUAAAAGUUUUGUUUAGGGGGUUCCCAAAAGAGUGCUUUUUUUCAAUGUGUUCUGGUAACCUGCCUCUCUAGUAGGGCAGAUAGCUGAAGCCAUAGACAUUUGAAGUUAUUCAUGUUGAUCAUUCCCUAAGUCUUUAGUAUGCUUGAGUUUUUGAAGCAUCUUAAUCUUUGGAGAAAAUGACACCAACUGAUUUUUAAGUGGCAAGUUUUAGAAGAUGCUUAGUAAUCAGUAUUUCAUAAUCAUAGGAGCCCAUUCUCUUUCUCUCCUGAACAUCUGCAAACACUGUUGAAAGUAAGAUGGUUCCAUUUUGUACCUAACAAGCCUAUUUUUAAUUAUGUGAACUUUUACUGAGUGGAAGACUAGUAAAAAAGCAGUCAUUUCUGAUAGCUGUUCUUCUGAUCCCUAUAAACUUGGGCAAUGAGUUCUGGUAAAAGUUAAAUUUAUCCCAUUUCUGUACCAGUUCAUUUACUAUUUCAUGUGGACAGUAACAUUUCAAAUUUUUCUAGGGUUGAAUUUCACUUUUUCUCCCUGCUGUUCUGGGCACUUACUAUUUAAUAAUCCAAAAACAUUCCAAUCAAGAGAUACCUGUGAAAUAAAUAUUUUAGGGUAAGACUGAAGUUUCUUUGAGUCAAAGACUGUCAGAAAUUCAGUUUUCUACUGUAGAACAUUUUUUCUCAGAGCAUACUCCUUGUAACUUAGACUUGAUCUGACCUGUGGCCCUAUUUAAAUCAUGUAUUUUGUAACUUGUGUGCCAUUUGGCUUUUAAGAAUAAAUGGGCUUCAGAGCAGUAAAUUUUAGAAUUUGUACUCAAACUCAAAUUUGUAAGUAUCGAGGUUCUGGGACUUAGCAGGAAUGGGCAUCUUGUAGAAAUUAUGUUAGGACAUGAGUGGUAUGACCUUAUUUCCACUUGCAUUACUUUCCUUUCCAGAACCAAUUUAACAAUAAGCAAACCACGGCUUUAUGCAGUGUUCCUCAGACUUACUAAUGCAGUGGCAUUCCUUAUUUGAUAUUCUUAUGGCAGGACAUAGUCUCAGGGACUGGGUGUAGGUUUCCCUUCAUAUGCAUAAGAAUUUAGGGAGAAUUAUCUCUCUUGGGCUUCAAAAUGUCCUUAAAAUAUUGUUUCCACCGAAGUCUGAACAGGGUUUCUUUUUCUGUCUAUUGGGGUGGGGACCUGAUUGCUGGAUCUCAUUGCUAAAGAUCCUUAAAGGGAAAAGGAAAAUCUUGCAUAUGUAGCUCUAGCAGCCACAUGAACAAAAAUGAUUAUGUGUUAAACAGGUGCUUUUAGAUGUGAGACAAAAUUUCCAAGUUUUUAUUCUCAGUCUGUGGAACAGUGCAAACAACUGUAUAUAUACAUUCUUCAUACUAUUUUUUCCCCAUCCUCAUCUGGUCUUUAAAUAUAACCCAUUUGUUUAGUUAUAAACAUAUUAACUUUGGAAACUGAUUUCUAAAUAGUAAUAGCCUUUCUACUUAAGUGUGAUUGUUGACCUUUAUAUGGUUUUGAGGUUCAUUCUUUUGUUCUGAUUGCUAUCUGUGCUAGUCACUGAACCACAUGAUAUGAGUCAAAUGAAAUCUCUUUAUUCCAUAUAACAUCACCAAAACCAAAUCACCAAUGCAUACCAGUGCUUCUGGUGAUAAUCUUUUAAAGUGAUUAUUAUUUUAUUAAGCUAUAGAUGCUGGAAGUACCAGAUGUCCAAAUGAAUGUGGCAAUGAGUGGUAGUUGUGUAAAUGGAUAUGAAAUUCUGUGUUCUGAAACAUUCUCACCUGGUUGGAUUUAGCAAUCAAGCUUAAACUUUUCAUGUUGCAGCUGACAAUCAGAAAGUGAUACUGUGAAGUAAGGUAGGUUUUAAAUGUCCAUAAAUAGCUUUAGGAAAUUCAUUUUCAGUUCAAUAUAGUCAUUAAAAAGCCAGCCUUUUUCUAGUUUACAAAAUUGAUUUACAGCUAACUAGCUUACUACUGAAAAUCCAGACAGACCCACAGAAAGCUGAAGUCUGGAAAUGAUCAAAAUAAUUUUGUUCAAAAACAACCAGAAGUAUAAGAUUUUAAUUCCAUUUUUGGUAUGUCCUGAUAACUUACAUUAAUAUCUUUAAAAGCCUGUAAUAAUCUUGUCAAUUUUUUAGGGGUGGGAGGAACAUUGAUUCAACCCUUUCAUUAGAUUACAACCUAUGAAAAGAAACUUCUUAGGCAGUGAAACAGUACUGUCUGUAAUCAUUCAAUUUUUUCCCCUUAUGAGCAAAUAUAAUUUCUCAUAAUGCUGUUACUAGUUCUCUGUGAUAACUUAUUAGAUAAUAAGGUAGCAUAAAUUAUUUCAUAUGGAAGAAGUUUGAGACUGAGAAUGUGAUAUUUUAAAAUCUAGAAUGAAAAAGCAUUUACAUGAUGAAAUAUGGCUAUGAGAUUUCAUCUCCAAUUUUAGCUUUAAUAUUAGUUAGAAUCUUUUGCCAAGAGUAUGCUCCUUUCCUUUUGCUAAGCUCCUUUUUCCUUCACCUUCAAAGUUGUGAUAGAAUUUUGAAAGUAAUGGCAGCUGUUUAUGUAAAUAAAGGUGACUAUUUCCUUCUCUCCAUGUCCCUUAACACCUAUUUUGAACAACAACCCAGUAAGGUAUUAAAAAACAACAGCAACAAAUUCUCAUUUGGUUCUUCUCUUUCUAGAAAUGUUUUUGUACUACUUUUCCUAUUUGUUAUUUUUCUUGUCCAAUGUAUUAAUGAAAUAUAGGAAGUUUGAUGCCCUUAACUUAAAUGAAAAUACUAAUUAAUAGAAGACUCAAAUGGGGUCUUUAACUUGUUUGAAGGUAGAAUUACAGACUCAAGAUGCUCUAUAUUGAAUCUGCUUAGAUUAUAAGUGCUUGGGUUAGAUCCAAAAUCAGUUGCUAAAACUGGAAGGAAAUUGUAGUAGUGUGCCUUGCUUGGGGCCACUUCCCUGUCUUGAGUAACUAAGUCAUGUCAAGAGGAAUGUUCAAAGUAAAUGGCAUGAUUACUGCAAAUUAUGAGUGUCUAAAAGGAAAUGAUCAUGCAUAACCUUCUUUACAAAAUGAGUUUUACUACAUUAUUUCCCUCCAACUUCUAAGCUGUACCAAUUCAAACUCUUGGAGAGCUGGGAAUGAAAAUUCCUAGUGGAGGAAUAUUUAUAAGUCAUAGUCAUAUUUAUAAGUACCCAAAGUGUUAAUGGGCAAAAAUAGAGAAACAAAGUACAUGUCAAGUGAAAAUCUUGUUUAGUUGAAUAUUCCAGUAAAAAUAGUUUAGCAUUUUAUUAAAUUUAAAACCACAGAGAGUGAGAAGUGUUUUUACAUAGCUUAAAUUUCUAGGUUGCUUGUUGUCAAACUGCCAGUCUAAUAUGAGCUGUAAAAAGACCUUGUUAUAAUUUGUCUCUGACAUCAGAUAAACUGUGUAAAAGAAGUUAGCAUGCUUGCUUCAAACUUGUGCUUUUGAAAAUUGCUUUGCUAUUGUUUUAAAGAUGCCACAGGAUGAUAGAACAUUUAAGUGCAUGACUAUGCUCAAUAUUAAACCAUAUACAGGAAGUACCAUCUAGAUUUAAGACCAACCAUGUCCCCCUUAACACUUGCAGAGGAAUGUGGGCAGUUCUAGAUUUCAAAUUGUUAUUUUUCUAUAAUCUAUACAUCUUGGAACUUGUCUAGGGAAUGAAAACAUUCUAAGUCCCAAUACUCUUUCUAGGAAAGAAAAAAAAUGCUUAUACAUACUUAAAUAAGAGGCCUUUUGAAUGAUAAUUUUAUUACUGGUAAUAGUGACAAAUCUCUUAGCUAUUCUAAGGGCACUCAAAGGAUAUUUAUGAGCUUCAUUUUCCAUUUCAGUUUCAGUAGACCAUGCAUUAGAUGUGGUCUUUUAAUUAACAAAACCAGGGUUGGGGGAAAAUUGCCCCAUAUUCAGACACAGACACAGACACACAGACACACAGACACAGACACAGACACACACACACACACACACACAGAGCACUGCAUUCACUUUAAAUUCUAAGAAGUGUAGGCUAGACUAAUAAAGUUCUGGCAAUGUGAAUUUCAGGUUUUACUUUUCUAAGAGAAUAGUAUGUAUUGUUUUUAGCUUCUCCAAUGUUGUAUUUACUUGUAUAAAUGUGAAUAAAAUGAUACUGAAGGUAAAGACAUUAUAAUUUUGUGAAAAAUAAUUCUGAGUUGGUGUACAAAUAGUUGGAUAUUAAAAAGGAUCAGAAUUUUUAAUGUUAAAUUUUGUUUAUUGAUGCGUUUUUUUUUAAUACAACACAAUCCUUAACUGUUUUAUAACCAUCUUCUUGGCUCCCAUCCUUUCCCUCCCUAAGUGAAUCUGUAUAAUAGGGCUGUUUGUCACUGAAGGCUUCCUUAAAACUAUGUAGAAAGAUUAAAAAAAUCAAUUUUCCAUAUGGAAAGACUUUGGACUUUGCCCCAAUUAGGAAGGCAUGGGUGUAAUUUUUAUUCAACUUCUUACAUGAAUCCCCUGCAGAGGAAGUAGUCUCUAUGUUUCUUUCCCCUUCAGAUGUGAGCUAAUUGUGCAUGAAUUACACAUGUAAGUUUGUUUUCUAUUUAUUUCCCUUUGAUUUGCUUCCCCCUUCCCACUUUCCUGGCUACAUACAUUUUAAAAUGAUUUUUUAAAUAAUGUUUUUCCCAAUGAACAAAAAUUGAUUUUCUCUCUUACUCCACCACUGGCAGGGGGCAGAAGGAAACAAAAUAAACAAAAAUCCUAGUAACAUAUACAGUCAAGAAAAAAAUUCCUACAUUGACCAUGUACAAAAAAUUCAUGUAUAAUUUUUUAUCCUUUAGUCCCAUUACCUCUCAGGAUGUGUAGUAG
This is a messenger RNA of Dromiciops gliroides (monito del monte), 5952 nucleotides long. It is a transcript of the gene CCSAP, whose product is annotated as centriole, cilia and spindle associated protein. Gene Ontology annotation, biological process: regulation of mitotic spindle assembly. The record is from RefSeq and is a predicted model, not a curated record. The transcript is spliced from 4 exons. Gene Ontology annotation, cellular component: centriole; ciliary transition zone; cytoskeleton. Gene Ontology annotation, molecular function: microtubule binding. Lineage: Eukaryota; Metazoa; Chordata; Mammalia; Microbiotheria; Microbiotheriidae. Bases 300 to 1088 code for a protein of 262 amino acids.